UUUCGUUCGGACUUUCCGACGAAGUGAUACAAUGGUGAUACCAUUUCAAAGUUGAUUAUGAGUUUCCUGUAUGAUCUAUUAAGAAGUGCCUUUGUGAGGAUGUUACAGUUGAUAUGGUUUAGCAAAAAAAAGAUAUCAAACUCGCUGAGUAUAUACGUAAAAACUAAUACAGGGAAUACGCUGUCUGUAGAUUUGGAUCCAAAAUGGGACAUCAGAAACGUAAAGGAAAUUGUUGGACCACAACUGGGUAUUUCACCCGAAGAUAUCAAAAUCAUAUUUGCAGGGAAAGAACUACACAAUUCUACGAUACUAGAGGAGUGUGAUCUUGGUCAGCAAAGUGUAUUGCACGCCAUAAAGUUGCCCCCUAACAAAAAUCGGCCUUAUAGAAACCGAAAGCCUAGUGAUCUCAUUGAAGAAUCUAAUGAUGAAGGAUCCGAGGCUAAUGAUAGUGGGAGUAAGCCCAUGAAUGAAACUCUAGUCGAUUUAUCAUUGGAUGAAUCCGAUCCUCAGGAAGUUUCCAACGAUCUAGCUCAACAAAAAAAUAAAGCACAUUUUUAUGUGUACUGUUCACUACCAUGUAAAUCUGUGGAGGCUGGGAAGCUGCGAGUGAGGUGCGCAACUUGUGGAAGUGGGGCUGUUACUGUAGAUAGAGACCCUCAAUGCUGGCCUGACGUUCAACAGCCAAGUAGAAUAACUGUACAUUGUGAGAAUGACGAAUGUCAGAAGUUACUUUCUUCUUCAGCUGAGCAAGACGAAGGCUCGCAAGUACGAUAUGCUCAAUUUUACUUCAAAUGUGCCAGUCAUGCAAGUCUGGGAGAAAACGACGAGGCUGUACCCUUAUACUUGAUAAAACCAAAUCUGAGAAACAUUCCUUGUCUUGCUUGUACUGAUACAAGGGAAACAGUACUAGUUUUCCCAUGCGAAGCUGGUCAUGUAACAUGCCUGGAUUGUUUCCGAGAUUAUUGUGUUGCUCGUUUGCGAGAGCGCCAAUUUGAGUUUGACGAUAAUCAUGGAUACUAUACUCUCCCAUGCCCUGCAGGGUGUCAAAACUCACACAUCUACGAAGUCCAUCAUUUCAGACUUCUCUCUGCCCCACAAUAUGAGCAGUAUCAACGUUUUGGUGCAGAAGAGUAUGUGCUCAAAGCUGGAGGUCUUCUGUGUCCAAGACCUGAUUGUGGUAUGGGUAUAAUCCCGCCCACGCAGACAGAGGAGAAACUAUCGGGAGAUCCAGAUGAUGAUGACUGUCGUAGAAUUCAAUGCAUCGGCGGCUGUGGGUAUGUCUUCUGCAGAAGAUGUUUGCAGGGAUUUCACGUUGGUGCUUGCGAAUCACAGCAGCCAGCAUCUUAUUCUACUUCUUCCUCUGCUUCUUGCCCUUCUGGUUACGCUGUGGAUCCUCUACGAGCUAGCGAAGCCAAGUGGGAUGAAGCAAGUAAAAAGACGAUUCAAAUAUCUACCAAACCCUGCCCAAAGUGUAGAACGCCGACCGAACGAGAUGGCGGCUGUAUGCAUAUGGUUUGUACAAGAGCAGGCUGCGGUUUCCAGUGGUGUUGGGUUUGUCAGACUCAGUGGACGAGAGACUGCAUGGGAAGUCAUUGGUUUGGAUAAUAUCUUUAAACCACACACAGCGUUCAAUAAAUGUACAUAUGAUAUCAUACCAAAAGGCUGUUUCAUGCCAAUCAAAAUCGCGGUAGGUAGUAAUUGGUUGAAUAAAUUGUUAUUCGUUUAA
Molecule: messenger RNA, 1726 nt
Organism: Athalia rosae (coleseed sawfly)
Lineage: Eukaryota; Metazoa; Arthropoda; Insecta; Hymenoptera; Athaliidae
Gene: park
Product: E3 ubiquitin-protein ligase parkin
Exons: 8
Coding region: 58-1605 (515 amino acids)
Biological process (GO): regulation of mitochondrion organization; regulation of cellular response to oxidative stress; positive regulation of proteasomal ubiquitin-dependent protein catabolic process
Cellular component (GO): ubiquitin ligase complex; cytoplasm; endoplasmic reticulum
Molecular function (GO): ubiquitin conjugating enzyme binding; zinc ion binding; ubiquitin protein ligase activity
Source: RefSeq, a predicted model, not a curated record